AGCUGUCAACACAUGGCAGGCUGGGCUGGGCGGUGAACUCCCGCAACGAUCUGACACUUAUCGAUGCUUCAUUAACACCAAUCAGCGAAUCGUCAUGUGCAUCUGUCCGAGUGUUAGUUGAACACAUUUUUUUGGGAGAAGCGGCCAAAACAUUGCGGUUGCACCUUCAACUUUGCAGACUGGACGUCGGCGUCAGCAUCAAGAGUUUUUUUUUUUGGCGCGCCUGUAUGAGAAAGCAUGUCGAGCUGCACGCACGUUUUCCAGAUCUCUGGUAUCAAGAUCCGUGAAAAGAAGAAAGUUUUGGUCCAGGGAAUCCAGCAGCUGGGUGGGAAAUACAUAGGUGGCUCCGUCUAUCAGCACUGCAGCACCCAUCUCAUAAUCCCUCAGGUUUUGUCCAGCGAGAAGUUUUUGGCUGCCUGUGCUGCAGGAAAGUGGGUUGUGACUCCAGACUAUGUGUUGGACAGUGUUAAGAAUGGUUCCUGGCUCGCAGAAGGACCCUAUGAAGUUGCCAUUUCCACAUGUACCACAUCUGCCUUCUACCCUGUCAGGCAGUGGAGGGAGAAGGUGGCCAGUGGGAGACUAAAAGGCGCCUUUCAGGGUUGGAGGGUCCUCCUCAUGGUCCAAGAGCCCACUCGCAGGGCCAUGUUCAAACGGCUCCUGAAAGCAGGCAGGGCCAAAGUAUACCACUGGCCUCCUCCCUCUCAUGCCUCUGUCACACAUGUCAUGGCUAAACCCAUCACAGAGGCCUCAAAAUCCCACAAUGCUCCCUGCUACCCUGUAACCCACAUUGUCCAGCACCUCUUUGGGAGUAAUUGUGCGGAUAUGAAGUUCAACAUAACGGAUGAUGAACUAACAGAGAGGAAGAAGGCCGGUUUUGUUGACCUCUCUAAGCUGGAGACAGAGCUCAGGGACUACGUGAUCAAACAGGAGGGCCGACCUCGACUGUUCUUCCUUGAAUUUCUGGGUUACCGUGACCCAUACCGGCCACAGUCACAGGCAACAGAAACAGACUUCAGAAAUGUUGGUAGUAUGAUAGAGUGCGGGCUCUUCAUUGAAGCCUUGGACUCAAUCAGGAGUGCUGUGUUCCCAGGCCUAUUGCCACCAGCGCCGUACCUGGUCUCCCUUUUAGAAUACGCACAGCAGGGAAACGCCACAACUGUGUUCCUGAAGACUUUCCAGCAGGUCAUGUAUAAUCUGCUUAUCACCAACCCUCCCUGGCUCGCCACCAGAAGAGUGAAAAAAUAUUUCACCCAAGUGUUGCAGUGUCCUCGAUGUAAGACGGGCCUGUGGCCUUUUCUGGAGACAGCCAUCAGUUACUGCCUGUCUGGUGAGGUCACUUGUCACCCGCUCCCUGGACCUGCCCUGCCAACAUUGUUACAUUUUCAUUGUGACCUCCUGGCAUUUGUCCUAAAGCUCUUCCAAGGGGAACUCCACUCUCUCACCACUGGGGAUUUCCUGCUGCCUGAGGGAGCUGGUGUCUCUCAGUCUUCAGCUUCAGGAUCUUUGCUGUAUGGAACCUUCUGGACUGUGUGGGAGCGCGGCACGCUGUUGUCGCGAGCUGUGAAACAACUAACCCAGCUCUUGGUACAGGCUGCCGUCGAGGACUACGGUGAGAGGGAUGAGAAGCAGGAGCUGCAUUUGGCAGACACUCUGCUGGAUCUCCUCUCCGUGUUGGUGGAGUUCUGGUGUCAGCAGCACUUCAAACUGAACCAGAACCUGGUGGAAAAAGGCCUAAAAGACCUAGCAGAGCACUUUGCUGUUAUUAGCCAGGAUGUGUCUUCGGUGAUUCUGGCAGAGCUGGUUGUCAGGAUUCGCUCUACCAGACUGAAGUUGGUGAUGGCCGAUGCCAUCUUCAGGAAUCUUUGCUGCAGAAAUGGAUUCACAGUCGGAGAUGAGCCCCUCUCUCUCAAGAAAAUGGUGCUGUCCUACUUGCCUGCUCUGGGGACUUUGUCUCAGAGUCCCACUGGUGCUUGCCUCAGUCAGCCUGGACGCACCUCUCACAGCUGCACCAGCCGGGGGAUUGGCUGCAGUGCCCAGAGCUCUUUGGUGAAUGAAACAUGCCCGGAAAAAGAGAACAUCCCCAGAGGUCUGAACAGAGUCAACGCAGCAGGAGAGACCCUCCUCCACAGAGCUUGCAAGAGGAACCAAGUGGAAACAGUGCUUCAGAUCCUGGCGCUUCCUGGCACGGACGUCAACGUUAAAGACCAUGCAGGCUGGACGCCUCUGCAGGAAGCGUGCAAUCAUGGCAGCACCGCGUGUGUGGAGGCUUUGCUACGUCACCACCCCGCCCCCGUGGUUGACAACCAGGUGGGUGGAGUCACUCCACUGCAUGACGCCCUGCUGAACAAACACAUGGACAUCGCUAAACUGCUACUGGAGCAUGCAGGCUCAGCUCUCCUGGAGCAGACCAAUGGAAAUGGGCGGACUGCACUCGAUCUGGUCUCCGCUACAAGUCAGAAGGAGGAGCUCCUCCGCAGCGCGCAGGUCGGAGACUCGGCCCCUAGAAACAGGGCAGCGACUGAGGUCUUGAACCUGCCCCUGCUGGAGUCUGGAUCCUGUCUGCUGGCUCACCUCAUCUUCUCCUACCAGCAAGAGAGGGGCCUGUCCAGCUGCACGCAGCCCAGCGACAAAUCCCACAGCCUGGGCUACAAGCUGGUCAGGGCCCUGGAAGCACACGCUCUCCAAAGAGUGACCGUGGGCUGGAUGGACCAGCGUGCAGUGAGGCUAGUGGAGGAUGCAGAGACACUGUUGGAGCUAGGCAGAGGGAGUUGCUUAGGUCAGGUGUCUCAGGCAGUGAAAGGGUGCAAAGGAGAGAAUACACAGUUCCUCAUGGAGAUACUGGAGGAUCUUAAGUCUCGGGGAGAAGCGUUGGUGGCUCACCACUGACAUCAACGAUCAACAUACUGAAAAAAAAAGACUUGAAUGCACUUGUGACUGUUAGUUACAUAAAACCAUUCUAAGGCCUUAGAAUGUGUACACUGAUAACAAAUGCCUCCAAAACUAAUGUGGCCUCCUUUUUAUGUUCCCAUUCAAGUAAAAUGGGUAAUCGUGUUUUUGAAGAUAGCUGCAUGUGAGAAACCUUUUAGACAACAUAGUUUGGAUAUAUUUUACUGCCGUGUUUUGGUUUAAAAUAUUUUAUACAAAUAUUUCUAAAAAUGUAUUUAUGUUGCAUGUUUUUAUUAUAACACUAGCAUUUCUGUACAGACUGUUUACUACCUCAAGUUGUUUUGUACAGAUACUUUUCAUCAUGUAAAUUUUUGUCACGUUUAUUUAUAUCAAAAUAAAUUAAAAUAGCUGCCAAUGUGUUAAGAUAUUCUGACGGCAUUAAAUCAGCAAAGUAUUUUAUACUAAUAAAUCAGGGGGAAAUGGCUACUGCAGUGUGAGGCUGAAAGGUGCUCUAACAAAUGGCUUCAUGUGGGGGCCCACGGUGUAAAAAAAAAAAAAAAA
Molecule: messenger RNA, 3447 nt
Organism: Larimichthys crocea (large yellow croaker)
Lineage: Eukaryota; Metazoa; Chordata; Actinopteri; Sciaenidae
Gene: slf1
Product: SMC5-SMC6 complex localization factor 1
Exons: 18
Coding region: 238-2886 (882 amino acids)
Biological process (GO): DNA damage response; protein localization to site of double-strand break; positive regulation of double-strand break repair
Cellular component (GO): site of double-strand break; nucleus
Molecular function (GO): protein binding
Source: RefSeq, a predicted model, not a curated record